AUGCCUACCGCUACACGAAGGAACGAGGCUGCCGCAUCGCCAUCCAAGCGCAGGCCAUCCGCAGCUGCUCGCUCCGAAUCCGGCUACUCGCGCCGAUCCUCCGUCGGCUCUUUCAAGACUGCUACCGGCACAUCUGAUUACACUCCUGCCAUGUCUGCAUCCCAAAUCGAUUACGACGACGAGCAAGAUGAAGAACAAGCCGAGAACGAGAACGAAGCAGCUAUCAUUCCUUCUCGCAGCGACCCAGAUAUUCUUUCAGAUGACACCGACGAGGCCGAGACCAUUUCUCGUCACCGUGACUCUCCCAAGGGCCUUGUUGCAGCUGUUAGAGACCAUCACGACGCCGCUUCCAGUAGCGAGUCCGAAGAAGCCCCGGCUAUCUUCAGCAAGAAUCCUGUCAGCGACUCCAGUACUAUCCACAAAUCUCCUCCCACCUCCCAUGAUGAUGCCCCCUCUCACGACGACCUGAUUGAGAAGCGUAGGCCAUCGCACACGUACAGCUCCAAGUCGAAACCUUCCCGUCACGAGCUCCUCACACCUGAUGCUGCCCUCACUCCAAAGGGUCGCGCCGAUAGAAAGGGCGUCCGUGCUUCGCAUGCCAGCCACCUCACUCUUCCCUAUCAGCACUCUGACGCAGGCGACUACAUGGAUGCUUCCAGGCGCCUCAGCAAAAUGACCAUGUCCAAUUACAACCCUCGUAGCAGAGCUCCUUCUCGAGCUGCCAGCUUCAUGGACGCUGACCUUCCCGACAUGGAGAUGCGCGAUGCUCGAUACCGCUCUGUCUCCGAACGAGGCCGAGCAAGCAGGUCCAGCCGUCUCAUGGCUCCUGCAUCCCUACUCGACUUUGGUGGAUCUCAGCGUGGUGCAUCUCAGAGGGGACCUGGUUCGCGUUACGCUUCCAGCUACAUCGAGCCUUCUUCCCUCAGGUCUCCCUCCAAGCGCGACACCCUCGGCUCGCCCGCAGCUGGUAUCCACCAUCGCGACUCAGACCGCAUGAGCAUAACCUCGCGUGGAACCGCCAGGAAGCCUGCCUCUGUCUUGUCCAAGAUGCUUGACGCCGAUACUCAGGUCUAUCCCGGAACGCGCAUCCGCAAGUACAUCGAGCCUCAACUCAACGAGGCCAUGCGUCGUGUCAUGAAGCAAUUCACAGGUCACAACAUGCACGAUCAUCGUUGCAAUGGGUAUCCCAUCGCUGUCUUUGUCGGUGCUACUGCCAUUGACACAGGAAGCAUCAUUCAGCCUCACGUCUCGGGUGCAGUCUCGCUCUACUUUGCACCUGGCCACCCCAAGAACAUGGCUUCCCUCCUGCCCGAACAAGAUAGGACACCUCACCACAUCCCUAACCCCAAAGCACCCACUCCCGCCUCUCUCUCCCGCCGUGCCGAGCUGAGAUCCGCCAUCACUGCUCUUCACACCAUCUACGAGCUUUACCGCGGCCGUGCUUGCGCCCAUGUCUGCAUUGACUCCGCCUACGUUGCCAAAGCCUGGGGAACUUGGAUCCCAACUUGGGAGCUCAAGGGUUGGCCUGGAGAGGAUGAAGAAGGUGAGGGUGACCGCGAACGAUGGGAGGAUGAGUACUACGAGCGUCGAAGGAGCCAGCGAAGGGCUUACGACAGGAGUGGAACCCGAUACAUAGAUCUACCUGAUCCACGUGAUCGCGAGCGCAGCCGGGAUGGCUAUGCAAGCGACGGAGGGCGUUACAGGGGAUCGCGUGUUCCACCCUCGCCUAGGAGGUAUGACGACCGUGACGACUGGCUCGCCAGCGAUCCUUACGCCGAUGGACGCAGACGUCGCGGUGGUGGAGGACAGCCUUCUCCUCGCCGUCAAGGUGGUCGUCGUGGCGAAGAGGACUAUUCUUCUGAUGAGGAUGACUACCAUCGUCGAGGCGGAAGCAGGCGAUACCGGGACGAUGACCGUGACUACCGCUACUCUUCCGCCGACCGUUCUCCUCCCCGCCGUCGUACCAUGCGUCGUGCUCCCGGUCGUCGUCUCGUCGACGAAGACUUGCUUCGCGAGCUCGCCGAUAUCCGCUACGAGUUUGCGCGGGUCGAACGUGAUCGUCAGGGAUCUGCACACCUCUACCUCAUUGACCGCACCAACAACCCCGCUGACCGCAUGGCUCGUGCCGUCGCCAAGUCGGAGGGAAGCCUCCUCAGCCAGCAAGAAGACUUUGACACGCGCUCCGAGAUCGGCUUGCAUGUCGACGAUGCUCGCCUCUCCGACGAGGACGAGGAGAGGCUUGAUCCUGAAGAGGACGAUGAAUGGCUCGAGACGCGCAACCGCUUCUCGACCGCUUCGAAGAGUACCAAGGGUCGCUGUGACGGUGACCGAACAAGGAUCAGCAGCAGAGACAGUAACAGGGGAAGCAUCAUCUCCAACGCCACUGGCAGGUUGAGGCAGAGUGCUUCGCUUCCCUCCGGCCAUCUCCGCGGCGGACCCAGGCGUCAACUUGAUACCUUCGCUGAAGAGGACGAAGACGAUCUUGCUGAGGACGCUCGUUCAGUUCGAUCGGUUCGAACGCAUCGUUCAGAGCGAUCUCGCAAAUCGACCCGCGCCGAGAAGGAACGAGACGACUACCUGGCACGCCAAGAGCUUAUCAAUGCUGAAGCAGAUCCUCUUGCAAGGCGAUCUACUAUGACUUCCACUACCAAGCGUUCUGCUUCGCGUGCAAGUCACCUUGCUCCACUUUCUGCUUCUUCUGAACACCGCGGCGUCGUAUCCUCCACCAGACGUUCGAUCGACUCUCGUAAUGGCGCAGCACAAAUGUCGACAGAUCUUGUUUCACCUGCCGACGAGGCAUCUUUGCGAGGCUCGAUGGACGCUCGACGCAACAAUAGGAUCAGCAGCAUGCGUUCACAGCCUGACAUGCGUUCUAACGGCAACGGUCGAUCCAACGUUGGCAGUGCUCUGGCUUCCGCUGCUGUUUUCGACGGGCCUGAAGAGGAAGAAUACUGUCCCCGUCGCUCCAUUCAAAUCCACCAGGCAAGCUCAGGCGGUCCUAGACACCCUCGCAGUCGAAUGCAUUCCAAACGACCAUCCGACUAUCCCGAAAUAGAUGACCUCGUCCCUCCUUCCCGCAUGUGGGAUUCUGGAUCAGUUAACUCGCGUAACAGCAUCGAUUCUGGUCGUAAUGCCUCGGUCGCACCUGGUUCAGCUGGUUCAGCUGGUUCAGUGGGUAAAGGUUUUUUCAGUAAGAAAUCUCGCACUGCUCAAGCUCGUCCUCAAUCUCCUGCUUCAGAAGGUAAAACUGCAGGAGGAGUAGGAGUAGGAUUGUUCUCUAACCGAUCUACGCCUUCCUUGCACCGCUCGCCUGCGCCAGAAGAUGCCGAUUACGAAUGGAGCAAAUCUUCAAGAAAAAGCAUAAACAGAUAUCCCAAAGCUCGUCAUCAGAGACAGUGGCAUUCAACCACUGCGCAUGACUACAUCGAUCCUACAGCUCAGAGGUGUGCAUGGGAUUCAGAGCAUGUGGCCGUCAAGAAAGGCGGCUUCUUGAGCCGUAUGUUUGCUCGCAAGAAGUGA
This is a messenger RNA of Ustilago hordei, 3519 nucleotides long. RefSeq lists its product as uncharacterized. Bases 1 to 3519 code for a protein of 1172 amino acids. The record is from RefSeq and is a predicted model, not a curated record. NCBI's taxonomy places the organism in Eukaryota, Fungi, Basidiomycota, Ustilaginomycetes, Ustilaginales, Ustilaginaceae. The transcript has a single exon. Gene Ontology annotation, molecular function: nucleic acid binding.